Musa acuminata AAA Group (dessert banana) is the source of this 1954-nucleotide messenger RNA. RefSeq lists its product as uncharacterized. The record is from RefSeq and is a predicted model, not a curated record. Lineage: Eukaryota; Viridiplantae; Streptophyta; Magnoliopsida; Zingiberales; Musaceae. The coding region runs from base 366 to 1553 and encodes 395 amino acids. Gene Ontology annotation, molecular function: protein binding. The transcript has 5 exons.
GCUUCCCACUUCCCUUCCCUGCACGACCUUAUAAUAUCACCUUCUCCUUUUUACAUCGUUCCCAUUCGGCCCCUGACAGGCCGGAGUGAGAGAGAACCAUUUAACACGUAGUUCCCGUUCUGUCCCCGUGAAGUCGGCGGUUUACGUAAAUGACCCCGCAAACUUUACCCCUCGUUAUCACUCCACGGCGGCCACCGUUCCCCAAAUGCCCCUCCCCUCCCUCACCCACAACGACACUCCGCUGAGAUCUCGACGCCGGCAACAGAUCUUCCGCCGGGAGCUACUCUCUCACUGUGGAUCUCCACGCUCGGCUUGGAAUCUGGGGUUUGGUUUCGGGGACUUGGGUUAGGGCUAGGGCUGCGGCGAUGGUGGCCGGUGAGAAGGCGAAGCUGCUCUGUAGCUUCGGCGGCGACUUCGUGAACCAACAUGGGAGGUCGUUGUAUGUUGGGGGGAAGACUAGGCUGGUCUCGAUCGAUCGGUCGGCGAGCUUCCGGACGUUUAUUUCGAAGAUGUCAGAACUCUGCGAUGUCGAUCCCCGCUGCCUGGAUGUCAGAUUUCAGCUCCCCGACAGCGGUCUCGACUCCCGACUUAUCUCGGUCGAGAAUGAUAAUGAUGUGAGGAAUAUGAUGGAGGAGUUCGAUUCCAACAGAAAGAUCCCAAUUUUCCUCUUCAUUGAUAAGAGUGAGCAUUCCGAUGACGAGAUUGCUGUUGUCUAUAGGGAGCCUGCAUCAGAAGCUGAUAUCGCAGAAACCCUCAGAGAGACAGCAACUGUGAUCGCGGAAGGGCCGCUCAUCGGCCAGCAUGGUCCGAGUACUUCAGUGGCAUCCUCCGGAAGAGAUUAUGCGAGGCAUCCGCCGGUCGGCUUAAGCAUGUCGGGUGAGAUGUUCAGGAAAGACUCUCAGUCAUUAGUUGUUGGUCAAGAAUAUCAGGAUGUGCAGACAUUUCGCAAUGCACUCACUAGUGCUGCCAUUGCUGCAAAUUUUGAGCUUUAUAUGAUCCGGUCAGACCAGCGUCGUGUCACAGCAAGGUGUGCUGCAGAAGGAUGUACAUGGCGGGUCCAUGCAUCGAAGCUCCCACAGGUCAGCACAUUCAGAAUAAGGACCCUGACACCAGAGCACACUUGUAUAAGAUCAAAUGAUGCUGGUCACAGGCAGGCAACUGCAAAGUGGAUCGCCAAUUGCAUAAGAGAUAAGCUCCGUCAAAAUCGAAAUUACAAACCGAGAGAAAUUAUAAAUGACAUUCAUCGUGAGUAUGGGGUGCUUAUUACAUACAAGAGGGCUUUCCUUGGUAGGCAGAAGGCAUUGGAAGAGUUACAUGAUGAGCCAGGAAGGGAUAUGGUUCUGGCGGAUAAUGAUUACGAGCAUAUCAUGGAUAACACCAAUGAAGAAAUUCAAACAUGGAGCGAUUUAGAUGAUCCUCCUAGAAAGAAACGAGGUUACCAGCCGCAUCAGUCUAAGGAAGUGCGUGCAUUGCAUUGUACUAGAUGUAACCAGAUCGGGCAUAAUAGAAGAACCUGUACAAUUCCUGAGUCAAUUCAAGGUGGAAUAAGGUAGAACAAGUUAUCCACCAUGUUAUGUGUGAUAGAGAUCCUUUGGGGUUCCUGACCUACUAAAUCAUGAGGAAUUGAUUCUUCAUACUUUUGGUGAGCUAUGAAUGGUCGAUACUUGGAAGAAUCCUUUCUGGGCCAGUGCCAUUUCAGAAUAUGCUUACUUUAAUUGGUUUAAUAACUGUAUCAUAAGGUGCAUGUGGGUAAUAUUACAUGAUUGAUAGAAAGAACAACACUCCAUUGAUGUAGAUUACUUGCAAGCUUUCAGUUUAUAAUUGUAGACAUUUGCAAGGCUGAUUGCAACUUCCAAUAAGCUUUCGGUUUCCUUGUAAGUUUGUAUGCAUGUUCAUCCGUUCGAGUGACCGUUCCAGGGUAUCACUGUUGUAGUUAAAAAUCCAAGUUUUCUUC